Penicillium chermesinum is the source of this 1128-nucleotide messenger RNA. RefSeq lists its product as uncharacterized. Gene Ontology annotation, cellular component: cytoplasm; nucleus. The transcript is spliced from 8 exons. Gene Ontology annotation, molecular function: MAP kinase activity; ATP binding. The record is from RefSeq and is a predicted model, not a curated record. Lineage: Eukaryota; Fungi; Ascomycota; Eurotiomycetes; Eurotiales; Aspergillaceae. Bases 1 to 1128 code for a protein of 375 amino acids. Gene Ontology annotation, biological process: osmosensory signaling pathway; cellular response to oxidative stress; stress-activated MAPK cascade.
AUGGCCAACUUCGUAAAGACGGAGCUUAUGGGCACGACCCUAGAAACGACCGAUAGGUAUUCGGAUCUGAAACCUCGAGGCCUCGGAGCCUCGGGGAUUAUCUGCUCGGCUACCGACACGACAUCCAAGGAAACGGUCGCUAUCAAGAAGAUCAUGAACCCUUUUGCGACGAGCGGCGUGGCUAAGCGUACAUAUCGCGAGGUUCAUAUGUUGUGUAACCUGCGGCAUGAUAAUUUGAUUAAUUUGAGAGAUAUCUUCAUCUCUCCGUCAGAGGAUGUAUAUCUGGUGACAGACCUUGUUCAAAUGGAUCUUCAUCAUUUACUCCAGUCAACAAAGAAACCACCAGAGGGCCAAUUUAUUCAAUUUUUCACCUACCAGAUCCUGCGAGGCUUGAAAUUCAUUCAUUCCGCCGGGGUGAUCCAUCGCGAUCUCAAACCGAGCAAUAUCUUGAUCAAUGAAAAUUGCGACUUGAAGAUCUGCGACUUUGGGCUGGCGCGAGAGAAGGAUGAACAAAUGACCGGCUAUGUUACGACACGGUACUACAGAGCGCCUGAAGUCAUGUUGACCUGGCAACGGUACACCUAUGCCGUGGACAUCUGGAGUGUUGGCUGCAUCCUCGCGGAAUUGCUACGAGGCCAGGUUCUGUUCCCUGGCAAGGACCAUGUGCACCAGCUCACCCUGAUAAUCGAACUUCUGGGCAAACCGCCCAAGGAGGUCAUGGAUACGGUUUAUAGCAAGAACGCUCUGGACUUCGUGGAAGGUCUACCUGAUCAUAAGCCCAAGUCACUCGCCUCUGUCUUUAAGGGCGCCGAUCCUCAAGCUGUGGAUCUUCUGGAGAAAAUGCUGGUCCUCGAUCCCGCGAAAAGAAUUAAUACAGAAGACGGCUUGGCCCACCCAUACGUUGCAAUGUACUCUGAACCUGAGGAUGAGCCUAUUUUCGAUAAGCAGAUCGACUGGUCCCUUCUCGAGUCAGAAAAGUCAGAGGACGAAUGGAAAACUCAUAUAUAUUUCGAGGUUUUGCGCUACCAUCGUGGUGCGUAUAACGGGGAAGUCCCGGAUGAUAGCUUCGAAGGCAAAGGAAAUUUCGAGGGUUGGUUAGGCAAGGAAAUGGUGUCUGAGACUUAUUAG